Molecule: messenger RNA, 1678 nt
Organism: Carcharodon carcharias (great white shark)
Lineage: Eukaryota; Metazoa; Chordata; Chondrichthyes; Lamniformes; Lamnidae
Gene: ctbs
Product: chitobiase, di-N-acetyl-
Exons: 7
Coding region: 37-1158 (373 amino acids)
Biological process (GO): carbohydrate metabolic process; chitin catabolic process
Cellular component (GO): extracellular region
Molecular function (GO): chitinase activity; chitin binding
Source: RefSeq, a predicted model, not a curated record
UUUCCGGUGGAGUGUUUGGCGCGGUGGGGGGGGGCGAUGAGGUUUCGCUGUCGGGCCCCGGCCCCGGCCCUGGCCCCGGCCCCGGCCCUGGCCCUGGCCGUGUCACUCCUGCAGGCCCUGGGUGCUGCCGCCAUCGACUGUCCGUGCAUCGACACGGCCCUUUGCCUGCCCGUGUCCGGAGAGAAACCGUUCGAGGUCUUGGUCUUUGACGUUGGUGGUGCAGAUUGGAAGCAUUAUGACUGGUCUAAGGUCACGACCAUUGCAGCUUUUGGGACGUAUGACCCUGAUCUUUUGUGUCGUGCUCAUGCAAAUCAAGUUCGAGUUGUCCUAAAAGGAGCUGUGCCAAUAAAGGACAUUAUAGACCCAACUAACCGAAUGAUUUGGAUCAACAAUCAAGUAAAGUUGGCAAAAAGCCAGUUUAUGGAUGGAAUUAAUUUGGAUCUGGAGGAAGCUGUUGAAUUUCAAUCUGAAGAAUAUUACGCACUAACUCAGUUGGUAAACGAAACCACACAAAUCUUCCACCGUGAAAUCCCAGGGUCUCAGGUCACAUUUGACGUGGCAUGGAAACCAGGCUGUGUAGAUGGCCGAUGCUAUGAUUAUGUAGCAAUUGCACACUCUUGUGACUUUAUAUUUGUGAUGUCCUAUGAUAUGCAGAGUCAAAUUUGGGGUGAUUGUAUUGCAAAGGCAAAUGCACCGUAUGACCAGACCUUAGCAGGUUAUGAUGCAUAUCUCAAGCUGGGUAUUCCCCCAGUAAAGCUAGUGAUGGGAGUUCCAUGGUAUGGUUAUGACUAUCCUUGCAUAUACUUGCUUGAGGCUGGAAUGUGUGUAAUCCAGAGUAUUCCUUUUAGAGGUGCUCCUUGCAGUGAUUUAGCUGGAUCUCAGGUCCCAUAUAAAAAGAUCAUGCAGCAACUCCCCAAAUCAAUUACUGGCAGAUUUUGGGAUGAUGACCAGAAAGCUCCAUAUUUUAUCUACAAGGUUAAUGGCUUAUACCAUGAGGUCUGGUAUGAUGACCCACAGAGCAUUUCAAUUAAAGCAUCUCUCGUCAAGAAACUUAAUCUCCGUGGCAUAGGCAUGUGGAAUGGAAAUCUCCUAAACUAUGAUGAUCCAUCAGCAGCAAUGCAAACUGAAGAAAUGUGGAAGGCACUGUACCCUUUCUGAGGAAAAUUGCCAGCUUGAAUCAUUUAACUUCAUGUGAUUGUUUUGGUAAUUGCAGCAACAAAAAGUGACUUUCUUCCAAAGUGAGAAGUCAAAUUAAUGCAAAUCUAUGGGGCAGAUUUAGCAUUUUAUGUAACAAAUUUCUAUUCAAUGAACAGAUGCACUAAAGUGGACUAAUGCACCCAACAUGUUGGUAUGCAUGCUUAUCAGUAUUCUCUCAUAUGCUGCCGCAUUUUAAGUUGUUUACAAAAUGCACCAACUCUCUGGUCAGCUCUCAAGACAGGCAGAUGAAAACUUCUUGCCACUAAAUACUUACAGUUCAGGGAACAAUUCAGCUUUCCACUCCUCCAUCACUCCCUACUCCUCAACCCCACCUACAGCAUCUCCCCAUGCAAAUGCAAAAUAUGCAACACCUGCCCCUUCACUUCCCCUCUCCUCACCGUCCAAGGGCCCAAACACUCCAUUCAAGUGAAGCAGCAUUUCACUUGUAUUUCCCCCAACUUAGUCUACUGCGUUUGUUGCU